Messenger RNA from Amoebophrya sp. A25, 1082 nucleotides. NCBI's taxonomy places the organism in Eukaryota, Dinophyceae, Syndiniales, Amoebophryaceae. The record is from the annotation of a GenBank genome assembly.
AGGUCACGUACAUAUGCAGUCAGGAUCCGAUGUACUGAUUCCACUAAUGGACAUCGGUUUGAAAACUGCAUGCUAAUGUGAUCUUUGACCCUGUAGCUCUCCAUUGUGCCUGGAAAUGGGCGAAGAGAGAAACCAAGUGAGAUUCUAGCGCAGACUCGAUAAUUAUUUCUUUACUUUACGAUUUCGAUCUGAUUUAAUCUUCAGAUUGUCAGUUGCCCAAAAAUGGAGGAGGUUGCUCAGAAGUUGUACAAGAAGUACAAGGCGGAAACGCCUGACCGAGUUAAGCUUCUGGACCUUUACGCGCUCUUCCUUGCGAUAAUCGGUACUAAGGUUUCGCUUUACGGCAUUAUGUUUGGUCUUUCUAGUUGCUGAUAUUGAAGCGCCCUGUCAAUACUGAUUUGCUUAUGACACAAAAAGAUCGCAUUGCAUUGAAAAGUAAAUUUUCAAACAGCAAACGCUACUGCUCCACUCAGGUGGUCUUCUCUUCGUCUACGUAAUCCUCGUGGGCAGCUUCCCAUUUAACUCGUUUCUCUCCGGCUUCAUAGCAUCGACCGGAACAUGUGUGAUCACGAUUUGUUUGCGCGUACAACUAAUGAAUCCGAGUGUCUUCAAAUUGUCCACGGAGCGAAUGAUUGCGGACUAUUUGGUCGCAAAUUUGUGUCUGCACGUCGCGUGUAUAUGCUUUCUAGGAUAGCAUAUAAGAGAGGGGCAUGCGUGGGCUGUAAGAAGGUUAGGAAGAAGGGGAGACGUAGAAUUCAAAAAUAAAUGAAAUAGAAAUGGACAAUGUGCAACUUCAGUAUUGUGACGCAGAUGAAGAAAAUAUAGAAGAUCAUCCCUUGGUUGAAACUGUUUCUACUCUGAAAAGUCUCAGAAAUGAUGAUCCGAAUGAGGUCUGCACGGAUGAAAAAACUGGUAAUGAUGGCACUUGAGAAAGAAGAUCAAAAAAUAAUGAAAACUUGAGCUACCGUCUUUCUACUUCACAACAUCAUCGAAUUGGUGUCCUGUUGGCCGAGGCCGGACGUAUCGUGUCCUGGAAACCGGAUUUUCAUGGUCAAUUUCCGUUCCUGAAGUGAUGUAAUUAU